Panicum virgatum (switchgrass) is the source of this 731-nucleotide messenger RNA. Its product is annotated as LRR receptor-like serine/threonine-protein kinase ERL2. Lineage: Eukaryota; Viridiplantae; Streptophyta; Magnoliopsida; Poales; Poaceae. Gene Ontology annotation, molecular function: protein binding. The record is from RefSeq and is a predicted model, not a curated record. The annotation marks the transcript as partial. The transcript has a single exon.
ACCGGCGAGCCCUCCUCUCCUUCAUGCAAGCCGCCUCCGACCCCCCCCGGCGCCCUGAGCUCAUGGGGUGGUAACGCCUCUCUCUACUGCAGCCGGAGAGGGGUCACAUGUGGUGAUGCUCUCCCCCUCCGCGUUGUUUCGCUGCAGCUCAACUCUCUGCAGCUGGUUGGGGAAUUGUCGCCUUCCCUGGGUAACCUUUCUUCAUUAGCACGGUUGGAUCUUGGAAACAAUCAGUUUUUUGGAGGCAUCCCUGAGGAGCUGGGCAAUGGCCAGCCUCUCAGCUAUGUCAAUCUUGCAAACAACAGCCUCACCGGUGGCAUCCCUCCCGGGUUGGCCAGAAGCUCAUCCUCCUCACUCAGCAAGCUCAUCCUCUCGCGCAACAAUCUUGCUGGUCAGAUCCCUGCUACUCUGUUUGCUAACGCGUCUGCACUUACCAGGGUUGAUCUCCGGAUGAAUUCUCUGACUGGUGCCAUCCCGCCUUUCGGCAAGGUCACAUCCCUCAAGUACCUUUGCGUUACUGACAACUUCCUUUCUGGAAGCAUACCUGCUUCAGUAGGAAAUAUUUCUUCUCUCCGCUUCAUGUUGCUAGGCCAAAACAAACUUACAGGAUUAAUUCCAGAAAGUUUGCGGCACCUUUCGAAACUUCUUGACCUGGAUCCAGGGCCGGCUCUACGGUUUGUAGGGCCCUAGAGCGAAGGAGACACUAUGGGCCCUAUGCUAAAUAUUUUUUU